Molecule: messenger RNA, 2094 nt
Organism: Ilyonectria robusta
Lineage: Eukaryota; Fungi; Ascomycota; Sordariomycetes; Hypocreales; Nectriaceae
Product: heterokaryon incompatibility protein-domain-containing protein
Exons: 2
Coding region: 1-2094 (697 amino acids)
Source: RefSeq, a predicted model, not a curated record
AUGCCUUGUCCGCACCGACAGUUGCGUGCCGAAAACAACCUAUUUUCUGUUUCUGAGGCGCUCUCUAUAUAUUUGACUAGCGCUCAAGAUUGCGCUGAUUGCUUGAUAAUUCUUCAGGCUAUCGAGGAGUUGAAACCAGGAUGGACAGCCGACAGGAAUAAUCGUCAGGCCACAAUUGAGGUUGUUCACAUCGUCGGUAAUAAAUUUGACGUCCCAGCUACUAUUCGCCUACUUCAAAACGACGAAACUCUCCUCGCAUUCCAAGUCUUUCGCAGUUCGAAAGCCGAGCCCAUGUAUGAGGAUGUUCGAAAACCCGUCGGCAAGACUAUGCUCUAUCAGACGUUGCAGGUUUCCAGCCAUUCCCAAUCUCACGCUGCUUUCGAAAGGGCCUCAAACUGGCUGUCAUACUGCCUUGAACACGACGAUGGAUGCAGAGCUCCCAAUCCUGAUUUUCGUCCUCGCCGCCUUAUCGAUGUCAGUUCUGCAGGAAGCGGUCGAGAACCAUUCCUCGUCGACACGGUCGAAUCUGGACCAUAUGCCUGCUUGAGCUACUGCUGGGGACCAGACAGUGGUGGUGUCCUGAAAACGACAAAUAGCAAUCUUGAAGCUCACCACAGAGGUAUUCCACUUUCGUUACUCCCGACCUCGAUACAGGACGCCGUGACAGUAUGUCGUGGACUCAGGAUACAGUAUCUAUGGAUAGAUUCAUUAUGCAUUGUCCAAGACAACAAGCAUGACUGGCUCCGCGAGUCGACUCAAAUGCGCGACAUCUAUCUAAAUUCACUUCUUACAAUUGCCGCAGAAGAGCCAGCGUCCUGCAGGUCAGGCUUUUUGGGAGAGCAGAAAUUCGGGAAUACUCAAUGGCAGCGGCAUCUCGUCACCGACGCAUCCGAGGAGGAUCUGUUUAUCAGACCACAUGAUCCCGAGACAUACCUGCGGCGCUCUAAGCCUUCACUCGACAAGCGAGGUUGGUGUCUCCAAGAGAGCAUUUUGCCUACCCGAAGACUAUGCUUCAACGGCGACGAGAUUACCUGGGAAUGUCUUGGUCGAAAGAUCUGCGAGUGUGGCCAUACACUAUGGGCCCCGGACUUAAGUUCACAGAGCGCACCGAGAAAGCUACCGUUCAAUCAACCCUACCAGGAUUGGAGAGCUCUUGUCGAACAAUAUUCUGAUCGCUCGCUUACUAACAAGACGGACAAGCUAAGCGCAAUAUCUGGUCUGGCCAAGAUGAUAGCCGAAGCUCAGCGAGAUACGAGAGGAGAUAUUAGCACCUACAGGGCCGGUUUGUGGAUGCGGGAAUAUAUAUCUGACUUGACAUGGCGCGUUGUGUCGUUCGCAACAUCCCACGACACUGACCCCUGGCGAGCUCCAAGUUGGUCAUGGGCCUCGGUUGAUGGAUCGGUCCGCUACGGAUUUGACAGAGUUAUGUCGACCUGGAAGUACAAGCCCAUACAGACAAUGGCUUCUAAUGUAGACGAGGUUGUCUGCAAUACUUUGAUGCCAUCUGAUCCCGCAGGGCCUAUCACGGCAGCUCACGCCAUCUUGACGGGACCUGUUGCAGCGGUUGAAUUAGUCACUCUCGAUGAGACGUCGUCCGCGGACUGGAGAAAGAGACAUCAACAGGGGUCUUUCUCCGAUUCGUCUUGCGAUACAGUGUCGCUCGUGCGAGCUGAAGAUCUGUGCAGUCUUCAAGUCUUUCUAGACCGUCCAAGAAACGUCGACCUUAGAACACAGGACUUUGGGUCAGACUGUUGGGUGAACGGCAGGUGUAUGUGUGAAGGCUGUUUCUUUCACCCAACGAGACUGAACGAUCCCCAGAUCCUUGGGGAAGAGGAAAAACGCGUCUAUUGUCUGAAACUCUUUACCUGGACGGCUUCUGGUGGCGUGGACAACUCAGGCGGACUAAAGAAGAUGCCCCCAGAAACGUGGUUUCUUUUGCUACGAAGGCUACCUACCGGUGGAGAAAUCUUGGAAAGAAUUGGUGUCGGUAUCUGGGAAUCGCGGUUUGAUAGGAGGAAGCGGGGAAAGCACUCAAAGGAGGAAGAGUGCCCACUGUUUAUAGGGUGCGAUGUUGCUACAGUCAAGAUUGUCUAG